Messenger RNA from Saprolegnia diclina VS20, 823 nucleotides. RefSeq lists its product as hypothetical. The coding region runs from base 50 to 460 and encodes 136 amino acids. Lineage: Eukaryota; Oomycota; Saprolegniomycetes; Saprolegniales; Saprolegniaceae. The transcript is spliced from 5 exons. The record is from RefSeq and is a predicted model, not a curated record.
GGUUAGAGCAACGGGCGCACUUAAACGACACCAAUAUCUUGGUGGUGCCAUGCGCUCGGACCCGCUGCAGUCGCACCUCAAGAAGCUCAUCAAGGACGACCGCGAUGUGUCGCAGCUCCGGGCCGAGUCGUCCGCGCUCCUCUGCGACGUCACGCGCGCCUUCGUGCUCGAGCUGGCCGAGCGCAUAGCCGUCGAGCUCCGCGCUGGCGGCAGCCUGUCGCCUGACGCCUUCAAGGCGAUGCUUUUGGCCGAGCCCGCGUUCGCGCCUCUCUACAGCUUUAUCGAAGACAUGACGGUUCUUGAGACAAAAGCCAUGCUGCGAAAGCGCAAGAAGACGACGCCUACCGCGGCAGCCAGCGCCAAGCGCGCCAAGCGACCUGCCCCUCCGCCCGAACCCGAGCCCGUGGCGAGUGCACCCAUGACGAUUGCAGAGGACGACGACUACGACGCAAGCGACUGAGCGCCGACCCAUUCCAUAACCGGAUCCAACACGAAAUACGAUCAUGCUUGCAUCGUCUUCGAUAGCUCUAUACAUGAAGGUAUCUACAGCGUGAACGCUCGGGGCGACGACAAGAGCGCCGAGUACGUCGACCCGAGGAGCGCGUCGCGGGACGGCGACCGCAGGUAGCUCAGCGUUGUCGUCUCUGCUUUCUCUUCCAUGGGCGGGAAGAGCGCGGCAUGGAGCUUGGUGACGAGCCCGUCGGCGUCGGCUUCCGAGACGACAAAGCUCAGGUUGAGGUCUUCGGCUGACUCGCUCAGUAGCAGCACUUCGUAGCCUGCGAGCAACUGGAAGACGGGGCCAAGCUCACCCAGCGACGUGCGC